Gryllus bimaculatus (two-spotted cricket) is the source of this 11185-nucleotide messenger RNA. The record is from the annotation of a GenBank genome assembly. Lineage: Eukaryota; Metazoa; Arthropoda; Insecta; Orthoptera; Gryllidae.
UCUAAUAAUGUAAUUAUUUAAACAAUAAUAUUCUGUAAUAUUUCUACAGUACAAAAAUAAUUAAAAAUAUAAUAACAAAUGUGUAUUAUAUAACAAAAAUCUACAAUGCCCCUCCCAAAAAUGAUCGGCUGAAUCCACCCCGGUUUGCAUGUAUAUAAACAUACAUACACACACACAAAAUACAUUUCUCUUUAUAUAUGUGGUGGAGUGCAGAGAUGCUAUAAGAGCAUUAAUCAUUUAAAUAGAGCUGUUGCAAAGGUUAAGAAGGAGUAACGGAAGAGAUAAGAAAGUUGCAAGAUAAUUAUCUUUGUCAUGAUUGGUGCUAAUAUUUAUAAAAGUGUGUUAUCCUCAAUUCAUUCAUGUUUAUAACAUAGGAAAAAAAAUAUUACACAAAUACAUCACAUUAAUGUUUUCAGUACUAAAGCCUGUUUCACUUUCUCAGCCCCAUGUAUUAUAAUAUACAUCUCACUGCAAAAUUCUUCAAGUCAAGUUUAUGUGUUCAUACUUCAUUUUUUCAGUUCUUAAGAUAUUAAAAGUAAUCCAACACACAUUCCUUUUUACUUAACAAAUAAAUCUAACUGUAAUACGCAUACGCCUGGAAAUAUGCAAUAUCCAAUCAAUGGAAUAAGUAUAAAACUACAAAUAAAAUGCGUUAGCAUCUGGGAAAUAAAUUUUCACAAUGUAUUACUAGAAAAUCAAUACAUAAAAUAACUUAACAUCAUUCUAUUAUUAUUGAAUGUCUAAGACAAUGUAGGAAAAAUGAUGGAAGCCAUAUACAGAAAUUUUCAAAAUUCAAGUAUUUUCCUUAACACACAAGUCACUGAAAAUUUGUUUCAUAGUAUUACAAUACAUUGGAAAAAUUUACCAGUUUGAAAUAAAAUUAAUUUUAAUUCCAACUCAUGUGUAUUUUGGUUGUUUUUAUUAGUUUUUUUAGUUGUUUAUUUUAUAGUAAUAUAAAUGCAAUAGGAUUGGGAGAAUAUUAUUUUUUCCCCCUAAAUGUUUUGGGUACAAUUUUCUGUAAGAGUGUGAACCAUAACAAUUAUCAUUUUCUUGAGGAUAAAAUCAUAACAAAUUGCCAGCCACUAGAAUUAAUAAACAAAAGAAAUUUUAAAAAGGAUAUUAUCAGUUUUAGCCUUAGUAAUUUUAAAAUACAGUGCACUAUUAUUUUAAAAUUUUGCCAAUCCUUUGUAUGAAUAAUGAUCUUUGAAAUUAAAUGUAUCUAACCCCUUCAGUCAUUUUGUAGAUUUACGUUUUACUCAAUUAAAAUGAUUAAACUUUUCUUUUAGCAGGCCACUCCUCUCAAAGGCAUAUGCACUUUUUUUUAUUUUUUAAGUGACACUGAUUUUGAAAUUUUCAAAAUCCUAAUACAUUUGUAUCCCAAAACACCUAAUGGCCUUGUUUCAUUCGCAUAGUUCCAAGUCAACAAAAAGGGCCUUGCUUUUGACCUCAGUGAUUUACAUUAUACAACAUUGUGUCUGGCUAUUGCAAAUGAACGCAUUUUGUGCCAAAAAUCACAUAUGUAUGUUUUUCCGCUUCUUUGCCUUUCCUUCAGUACUGGCAAACAGUGGCCAAGCUUAACCAUAGUUCAACUAUAGAAGCUUGGAGCAAAGGCAAUUGGGAGCCUCAAUUCCCGUCCUGGAGAUUCUAUAUAAGUAUCUCUAUUUAAGAGGGUCCUGUUUGAGGGGAAAUUAUUGUCUGUAAAUAAUUUGAGAAUGCAUUCAUCCACUUACAAUAAAGUACGAAGAAAUUAAUAAUUAUUAAUUUAAAGUCGGCACCAUUGGCAAAAUAAGUGGAGAAAUUGAAUUAAACAUGACUUUUUAAGCACCUAAUUUACUUGGCUCAUGUAUAUUUUUAGGUCAUUUUUUUCUCGAAAGAGUUCAUUAUAAUGGCAAAUUAAGGUCAAUAUUAUAAUUCCUCCAACUUUAAAUCAACACUAAAAUUCUUCAGGCUCUACGAUUUAGCUGCACUCGCAUCUUUAAUACAGUUCUUCAGAGACCAAUGUAGUGUUAUAGAAAUUAUUUUGAACAGCAUAUGCAGGUUAAUUAAUUAGUUGUCGAAAAAUUCAUUCUCACUUUUGAUAUUUUCAUCAUCUUUAAGAACAUAUAGAUACAAAGAUAUGCAAGUCAUCUGUUACCUCCUUCCAAACAAGUUAACAGUUUUAUUGUUAUCAGGCUUCAUUCAUUAGCAUCAGAUGUAAUUGUUAUUUUCUGACUAUUUUUUUGACAUAUUUAUUAUGAUCUUUUUACAGUUGAAAAUUAGAUGACCUGAAAGUUGAAGCACAGUACACUCAAAUCCAGAUUCAAACCAGUAGGUUAACAGUAAACCAUUAUUUUAUGGUGGAGAAACGUGAGAUGCAUAAAGCCAAAAAAAUAAUGAUCAUCAGAUAAAUUAGCUGUAUUUUUUAACUUUGAACAAUUACGUACAGAUUUUAAAACACACAAAAUUUAUUUAACUAAUAAAUACUGGUUUUGGUGUUGAGUAGAUUAACAAUAUUACAAAAUUGAUAUAAAAUGUAUUUUAAUGACCAAGCUUACAUCAAUAUGCUAUUCAAAAUUAAUUCAUAUUUUGAAGAAAAUUGAAACAUUUAGAACAAUUCAGAGCACUAAAUACAAUUUAAAAACAAUGGUAUAUUAAAUAAACACCAGACAAUUGUGUACUGUACAAUCUCUGGCCUUUGCUCACUUCAUAUUUUUUUAAAACCAACCUGUGUGUAGCUAAGUUCAAAGAAGCAAUAAUUUAAGCUAAUGUGUAGAUGUAAAGUUACUGUGUUAAGGAACAUUUUUAAUUUUCACAAAUAUGGAAAUGAAGUGGUUAUUUAACCACUUUGGAUUCAGAUCACUUUUCCCCCUUCAUCUAUCUCCAUUCUAUUAAUUGAAAUGUUUCUAUGAAACUAAUUAUGAGGGCAACACUUCUCCAGUAAUUUACAGCAGUACCUACGUGACUUACAUUCUACAACAGAUGUGACUGCACUAUUUAAUAGAUAUUUUAUAAAAUAUUUUUUAUGUAUCAAAAUAAAUAUCUAGUCCACUUACAAAUGAAUUUAAUAAAUAAAUAAAUGAAGUUUAUGAAAUUGCUGGUAUGAGCCAAUGUUCCCUCAUCUGUUUGUGUAAGCCACAUUCUGAGGAAAAAAAGGUCAUAUUUCAGUCCUUCUUUUGGGAUAAGACAUAGCCAUAAGCCACAAAAAUUUUCCCAUUUUAGUGCUGAAAUGGGAAAAUUGAAAAAGUCUACUUAGCAACUGAUUAAUAUGAUAAACUAGUAUUAACAAAUAAAUUAUUACUGGUUUAUUUUCAAAAGACAUUUAGGAAAUGUCCCAGAAUUAAUGCAUCACAUUUAAGAAAAAGUGUAACCCUUUAGUAGAGAAAGAGAGAGAUAAUAGUAUAAAAAUAAAUCAGUGGUCAAGGGUACCUGCAGUCAUGAAAAUAUAAGUAAAAAACAUUAAGCCUAUAAAGAGGAAUGUUUCAAAUACUUACAAAUAUAGUAGAUAAAUAUAAUAACAAAUAAAAAUUACAAGAAUAUUAUUCAUUGAAGAGGCUCAUUUAAAUAUAUUGACUAGUGAUUAAUACAAUGGUAUCCAGUCAUGGACACCAUUGUUUCUCAUAUUCUGUACUUUACCUACGACACUAUUUUCCUACCAAGUUUUCAGCACAUAAUAUUUCAUAAAAUACAGUCGAAUCAUUACUACACUCAAGUACAGGUUUUCUACUCUUCUUUUAACAGUUUUAAUUUUUUUACAUAUUAGCUUGAUAAUUGAUAGGAAACUUAAAAUUGGAAAAAUAAAAAAAGUUAAAUAGAUAUUGUUUUCUUCUCCAGCCUAUUGAAGUAUUGCUAAAAUAAGUCCAAAAUAUUUACAAAAUUGUUACAAUUGUGUACAGAUUUAUUUUGGGAUUUUUCCCUUCACAAGUAAUGAUGAAAGUUGAAUAAAGUGGAGUUCAACUCUCAAGUUUUCUUCCUUUGUCCAUUGUUUUCUAUCUGAAUUAUUAUAAUAUUUAAGAUUUUUGAAUUGUACAAAAAAAUUCUUCCUUAUUAGAUUGAUACCUCUCUCCAAAGACAAAAUCUACCUGAAAGUUUUCACAAAAGUCCUUUCUCUUCUUUAAAUAAAAUAAUAUUACAAUUAAGAAUAAGAUGAAACCAACCUUCGUUCUUUGGAAUUCUUUCAUACCACUUUUUUAUUUUGUCAGUACUGGAGAAGUGCAACAAAAACAAAAUACUUCGUAAAACAUGAUAAAUUACCAUUAAAAAGAGAAAGCAAAAGAUUUCAAAUAGAACUUAGUCUGCACUCUCUGGUGAUAAGCAGUUAACAAAGACUGCAAUACAUUAAUAAACUAUUUUUUGUCUAAAGUAUAUACAAUUUAACUGCUAAAGUAAAAAUAUUCAGUACAGUAUCAAAAUGUUAAUUUUGGAAAGAAUCCUCAACAAAAAUUGCCCUUUGUGUCUUUAUUAGUAUCCACAAGAAGAAUUCAAAAGAAAUAAAAUCAAAAUUUGAUCAACAAUUAUCGUAAAACCUUUUCAGAAUGAAAACUGCAAUGCACUGUAAUGCAUCUGCAGUAAUUCUAACUUUCUUGCUUUAAACUAAUAUGUAGAUGCUUUCUGUAAAGAGUAACCUUCAAACUAUAAUGAACAUUCUUAUUCCUCAAGUUCUCUGAACCUUCAAUAAACUAGGUAUUUCUGAAUAUAGUUCGAAAUUCAAUAGUUUAGUACUUAUGUCAAACAUUUAUCAUACUAGUUAUUUCCUUUUUCAUCAAAUUCUUACAAUAAUCUAGUGAACAAACAGCAAAUAAUUUGAUAUUUGGCACAUCUUUUCAAACACAACUCUGAAGAACGCAACUUAAUAACAUAAAGAAGCUAUUCAGACAUAUCAGUCUAUUUCAAUCCACACAAUGGGCAAUAUUAUAAUCUUUAUUUUAAUUAAUAACAGCAUUACAUGUAUAAGAGACAGUGUCAACCCAUGUAAAAGAUAAUCUCAAAUAAUGACUAGAUUUAAGGACUUCAAUGAAACAAAUUAUUUUCUAUGACACAUAUAUGUACUUUAACAUCAUUUCUAAUUUAGUUUAUAUUCUCACUAAAACCAUUAUGUAGAGAUAAAAAUCAGGUUCUAAUAAACAACCUGUGAAGCUACAAUUACAAUGAAAAUGUAAGAAGAAAACACAGUAAUUUCUUAAGAUACUUUUCUAACAUUCAGUUUGCUCUGACCUAGAAUAUGCACAUAUCGUGGGGAAGUUUUUUCUACUUGGACACCAAAAACUAACAUUGCAACUAUGAAAUACAUGAAAAGUCAUGAAAGAAGUAAGGUAAUGAAAAGUACGGCAAGAAUAUGCAUCAAGUGGUAAGAAGAACUGGAUAACUGGAAAGAGCAUCAUCAAAUUUGAUAAAAUGCUUAUCACAUUCAAUAUUAUUUCAGAAUUUUCUUUAAUGUUUAAAAUCAACACUUACGUUCAUUUUGACAUAGAAAAUCACAUGGUCUUUACAGAGGGCAAACGCUCAUAAUAGUAUUUUACAAUACUUAUUACAAGUGCUUUAGGAUGUGUAAGACAGAAAUAUUCUGCAAGUUUACAAUCUCUGUAUACCACAAAGAGAACAUUCAGAUGCCAAUCCAGUGAUCUAAACUUAAGUCUAAAUUCUCUCAGCCUGUACCACAACACACUCCUCACGUGUCUUCUCACCAGGUGCCCAACAUGAUCGCUUACAGCAGAAGACCAACACUGUGCCAAAUUCCAGAUGAGUCCCUCCAUGUACCCCCUGAAGCUGCAGCCGAGAUACUAAAGUUGGUAUAAUCUGCAGCUCGAAAACCAUUUCACCUCGGCAAUGUUGACACCUUGUUGGUACAUUUGGUUCUGGAUACAGUAGCAAAGGACCACCACCAUCCCGGCAAUACCGCAAUAUCUGCCCAGCGCACUGUUGAAUUUUACUAACAAAGUGAUGAAACAUUUUGUCACCAUGAGCUGGAACACUUUUUUCAUAUUUCUCAGCCAUUAGUUGGUCUCCUGGCUCUUUUUCAUGUUCAGGACUGUGAUGUGGGCUUCCAUCAUCGUUACUAUUCUGUUGGUACUCUUGUAACAAAUCUCUCACAUGCUCUGAAAGAGGAGUAACAGUUGCUGAAGCACCAGCUAUCUCCUCUUCUCCAACACUGAUAAAUGAUGAUGAAAACUGGGGAGAGCCACCAUUGCAAAUUCCACUUAUUUCAGAGGGCAUAGGGGCCACUUCUUGAAGAAGAGCAAUAAGAUUAUGUUGAGGAGCAGUAGGAGUGUCAAUGCUUACAAUCUCACUUUCUUCACCUUCUAUUUCUGCUGUGGCAGAAGGUGAAUGCAAUCGUCCCACUGCUCCCCCUUCUUGGGCUCCUGCAACUCCCCGGCCGCCACCACCACCUCCACCACCCUCAUCCCAAUUGGCAUUGCACUCAUUCACAUUAAGUUGGCCCAGUUGCACUCUUAUGUCAUCUUCAUAACUUUCUGUUUCUUCUUCAUCAUCAUCUUCAGAUAGUCUUUCUGAACUUGUUUCAUGAGCCUUUAUAAUAUUGCCAUUUUCUUCAUUAUUGUUUACAUUAUUGUCAUCAUCCCAGUCAUCAGCAUCACAGCACCAGUCUGUUGCAGAUAAAGUAUUAACAGUUCCUGAAGAAUCUUCAUGGUCACUCUUAGCCUCUAAUGUUUGGCUGCGAAUGCAUGUCCAACUAUCAUUCUGAUUCCAGCAAUUGGGAUUGACACAACCAAACAAAUACAAUGUUCUGUGAUGAGGAUUAUUUUCUAAGGGGGCAUAAAUCUGAACGACAAGGGGCAGAGACAAUCCACACAAUUUACAGAUGGGAGCUGAAAUUCCAUCGGCUGGCCAAUCCUGUUUGCCUCCUAUCUUGUUUGUGGUAAAAUUCACUAGGGACUUAUGUUUUUCAGUUAUGCACUCGUCUUCAAAACCUAAAAGCACCUUCACGCCUUUUCGAGCCAUGAGUUUUAACAAAUCAACAGGGCACGUACAGAAAAAAAUCAAUUACUCAACCACUUCCACACUUAAUUAAAUCGUGAGCAGCACUGCAGGUGUUUCACGACGCCGUCUGUCCAAGCAACAAAUUUCACAAAUCUAUGUCACCAAGACUAUAACUAGACAAUUUUGUCUACUGAAACAUUAGUUACUCUUUCCCACUAUACCACACUAUAUCUUACACGCCCUACCACCGUCAAACACUAUCAAUCUCUCAAAUCAACCCCGUACCAAUUCUACCUCAAUCAUUCAAGAGAUGCUGAGGGAAAUGCGACCUUGCACCCCCUGUCGCGAGGCAUUUGACACUCGGCACCUUUUUUUAUUUGUGGGAAUUACAUUAUUACCUGAAAAUGAACGUAUAACGUCAGUGCAAAAAAUAAUUACAUUAUUACUCAGAAUUUCCAGCGGUAAUAUAUUCAAUAAGUAUUUUUUUUUUUUCAUACAAAUAGAAGUUUAAAUAUAGGUCACCAGGAACUGGGACAAAGUAAUACCAACUGUUGGCCGAAAGGAAAACCAAACCGACGUUUGGAGGUGAGGUUGCACCAUGAGGCGCCAGUGCCUGGCCAGUGCUGCCAGAGUGCUGCGCUGUGCAAAAACGUCUAUGGAGGCAAUUCGAAGUAGGUUAUGUUGCAUUCGAUAGUUCUUGAUUCAGAGUAACAUGAAUGUUGGUAUUUAUUCGUACAAACCCGUUGCCUUUCUAAGUUUAAAAACAACAUGCAUUGCAACAGUGCAUUUGCUUUGCUUAAACCAGUUUGUGAUGAAGUUGUCAAACAUCCAACCAAAAAGUGUCUUCAAGAUUUGACAGAAACAUUUGGUCAAAUUCCCAUUAAGACACUUCUGCAACUCCAAGAUUAUGUAUUGUAUCCAUUGGAGCUCAAUCUUCAACGUCCUUAUGUCAGUUCUGAAACUAGAAGACACAUUGUUGAUUGCAUCAAACAACUCAUAUUGUGUACUGAAGUAAAUAGCUUGAAAAAGUAUCUAAAUUUGUACACAUUGCUAUUUAUUCAGUUAUUUGAUAAAGAUUCUUCAUCUAUGGUUGCAAAUGUUUCUGAAGAAUUAAAGCUUAGUGUUAUUCAGUGUGUCACAAAAAUAACUCAGAAAUGCACUGAUGAUGUAAUUAGACAAAUUUACAACAAGAAUAAUGUACCAAGAAUAAGCCAGGGAAUUUUUGUUUGUGUACAUAUCAUGCAAAAUGAAAAACUGAGACCAUUAAGAAUUGCAGCAAUAGAAUUUAUAAUGGCAAUUACCCAAAUUGACGACCAGGAAAGAUACAUUGAAGUAUGGAGGCCUUCCAUAGCAGAUAUGAUUAUGUUUAUUGUACCAGGUGUAUUAACUGGAUUGCAUAAAGUUGUCAUUGGUGAUGAAAAGCAAGGUCAUUUAGUCACCAAGACAGCUUUACGAGCAUGGAGCAGAAUUUUGGUAUUAGUUUUGGAAGACAUAAUUAUUGCAAAAACUAAAACAAAAAUGCAUUUUUCUGCAAAAGUAACUGUAAUAUCUGAUGCUAAAACAAAAAGUGAAGAAAACCAAUCUGAAAAUGAAAAAGAAACAGAGACAAUAAUAAAAACAAUACAAAGUCAACAGCGAACAUUAGAGUGGGCCAAAGGGGUGGCAGAAAAUGUUCUUAAAAUGUCUGAAUCUCUGAGACCAUUACAGAAUCACAGUCAUUGGAAAGUGAGACAUGAGUUAGCAGAAUCCUGUUAUUCUAUUUUAGAUAAAUGUCAGCAACAUCUCAAAGAUACAUCUGUUAUUUUUGUGGAAAUACUUCUCAAAUUAUCAGAUGAUGAUGUAGAUCAAGUGGCCUCAACUAGUCAAGCAGCUAUCAAAAGUCUUACUCAAAAACUUGAAGAAGAAGAUGGGAUAUCGUUUUAUGAAAUCUUGGAGGAAAAUUUUUAUGGUUUGGUGACCAAAUUACCUCGGAUUAUACACUUGUAUUUUUUGACAUUAGCUGACAGUGAGAAAUUGGCAGUUUUACGGCUGCUGAAGCAAUACUUAACACUAAUUGGCUCAGGAAGACUUCCUCAGUUGCUGCAAAAAACUUCACAUUUAGAACGUACAGUACUGGCUCUUCUGCAGACGGCUGAACUGCAGUCCAGUAAUAUGUCUCUUCUGAGUGAUUGUAGCCUUCGAGAUCUUGAACUCAACCAAGAUGCAAUUUUUCAUACACCAUGGAAACAAUUUAAGCAUUUUGCUGAUCAAUCUAUUAUUGAGAAAUUAGAAGUAGUUCUCAUGUUGUUGGGACAAAAUGGAGAUCUAGAGAUAUUAUGUAACCACUUACUGGAAUUGCUGAGUACUGGAAGAGAACAUCGGAAUGAAAUUGUGUUUGUUCUUAAUAAAAUCAUGUUGGGUGGAUUACAUACAGAAGAAAACAUUCAUAUAGUGAAAAAUACCCUUGACACAUAUUUGUCUCCUCAGUUAUGGUAUGUUCCCUUGACGGUAUCAGUUACAAGAACCGAGACUGUUACAACAUCUGAAGUUUUAAACAUCAGUCAAGUCCGCAGUAAUUUACAACUAGUAUGCUUAUUGGCAGAAGGGAUAGGUUACAUGGCAACAGCUCUGGAGACGCGAUUUAGUCGCUUCUUGAUGCAUUGCCUGUAUCUCAUUGUGGAACGUGCUGGAAGCCCCCAUGAAGCCCUCGCUGCAGCAGGUUUGAAAGCUGCUGCUGCAAUAGCGAAAGCUGUACGUCAAGGAAAUGAUAUCACAAGCCUACUCUCUGCAAAUAUGGACUACUUUAUGGUGCAGGUAUCUCUCCGAUUGCGAAACAUGCGUAGAGAUCCAGGUGUUCUUAGCGUUCUUAGUAUUGCCAUGCGCCACAGCAUUCAGGAGAUGCUUCCUUAUUUGCAGAAUGCUGUUACUGAAGUUUUGUUGCAGUGUUGUGAUACUUUCCAAAUGCAACACACAUCUUCAUUUCUUCAUGUAUUUUACACUUUUUUCCUCUGCAUCAAAAAAUGGUUUCCUAGUAAGAAUGAUAAAAGAGGAACUAGUUGCAAAGGAACAAUUGAUAUUCCUUCUGUUAUUAGUGAAUUUGUAGAGUAUAUUGAGAAUAGCCAGCGAUGCAAAAUCCAUUUCAAAAAUUUAAAGUUUAAUGAAGGAUACACAGAGCAAACCAAGGAAAUGUCCGAACCUAUUGAAUCCAAUUAUUUGGGAGAAGAAACUCCUGAAAAACUAGAGGUUCCCAGUCAUAUUAAGAUGACUGUUUCGGUAGUACAACGGUGUUUGCAUUUGCUUCCAAGAAAAGAUAAACAGUGUCGACUUCAGGCUUUGGAGACCCUUACUGAAGGUUUAGAAGUUUUGGCAGAUUAUGAGAAUGAAUUACUUCCUAUGGUUCAUCAAGUUUGGUCCCCAUUAAUAGGGCGCUUGCAGGAUGCUAGUGAUCCUCUUGUACUCAAUCGUAGUUUUAUACUCCUGACUACACUUGCUCGUCUGGCAGAAGAUUUCAUAAGAGCACGCACAUUAAAACAGGUGUGGCCAGCACUUUGCAAUUUUUUGUUUGACUCUGCUGAGAAAAGUAAGAACAAGAGUUCGGGAUCUGCUUUCCAGUAUUCACAAUUAUUCAAAUUGCAGUUAUGCUUGCUUCAAGGGUUAGGAGAUCUGGCUUUACAUUUGCAAUUGCAGGAAAAGGAAGUUUUUCAGAUGUUGAAUGCUGCUGCUCCAUAUCUAAGUACACGGCAACCCAAACCCUUGCAGGAAAGCUGUUUAAAGUUAUUUCACACAGUAACUGCUUAUGACAGUGAUGCAGUAUGGUUGGAAAUAAUGAAAAUUGAUAAACAGAUGACACCUAUGUUUAAAGACAACAGAGAAUAUAAGAAGAAUGUUGUGUCAGUUAUGGAAAUGUUGACCUUUUCUAAGAUAAUAAUUGUUUAAAACACUUGAGUUUUAACACAAGCUGUUUCUUGAAAAGAAAGUUACAGAAACAACGUUAUAAAGUGGUACCUUACCUGGACUGAGAUGUAUCCAAAUAUGCACAAAAAUGUAAAUACAAGGCCAGUUAGGAGAUGAACACAUAAUGUGAAUAAGAGUUUAAAUUUCUGUAAACUGAAUAAUUAUGUGGACCUGAAUACAUGGAUAUUCCAGAAUCUGUAAUGCUAUUUAUAUAAUUGUUAAAUAUUGUGGCAUUUAUACCUGAAAUUAUGCUAUCAUGUUUUAUAUAAAAAGUAAAGAAGUUAUAGUAGCAUAAGCAGCGAUUGAGUCAAUUUUCUUUAUUGAAAUCUGAACAGUCUCC